Lycium ferocissimum is the source of this 1426-nucleotide messenger RNA. Its product is annotated as B2 protein. Gene Ontology annotation, biological process: response to endoplasmic reticulum stress. The transcript is spliced from 5 exons. Bases 156 to 1130 code for a protein of 324 amino acids. NCBI's taxonomy places the organism in Eukaryota, Viridiplantae, Streptophyta, Magnoliopsida, Solanales, Solanaceae. The record is from RefSeq and is a predicted model, not a curated record.
UCUCUCUUCUCAAAACACCAUUCUACUUGUAAAAAAAAGUCCACUUCCACCCCAAAGUUUCAAUCUUUAUACCAAUUCCUCAUUUGGGUAUUCAAGAAAAUCUCAAAAAUACACAAAGCUUCAAUCUUUAUUCAAGAAAAAGCUCAAAAAACACUAUGGAAAACCACAAUCAAUCAUCUUUCUAUCAAUUCAGUGAUCAACUUCGUUUACAAAACAACAACUUAGCAAAUCUCUCUUUAAACAACGAUUCAAUUUGGAGCAACAAUUAUGGUUCCAAAAGGCCUGAAGAAAGAAGAAAUUUUGAUAUAAGAGUAGGUGGUGACCUCAACAACAACUUUACUAACAGUUCCAACAAGUCAAAUUACAAUCUUUUUAGCAAUGAUGGUUGGAAAAUCCCUGACACGGCGGCGCGUGGUGGCGCGUGCGGUGGGGUUGCUGGAAAAGGAGUAGUUGGGGUUGGUUUAAAUGGUGGGUUUAACAAAGGGGUGUAUUCAAAUCAAGUGUUGGACUUUGGUUAUAAUAAGGGUACUAACAAUAUUGCAGUUGGUACAAACAAGAAAGUUGGAGAUAAUGAAUUUGUUGUGUAUGGGGGUAAAAGUGUAAAGAAGAAUAAUAAGAGUGUUAAAGAGAGUAACAACAAGGAUGUUAAUAAUGAGAAACAAAAUAGUGUUGAUAAAAGGUUUAAGACUUUGCCACCAGCUGAAUCUUUGCCAAGAAAUGAAACAGUUGGUGGAUAUAUUUUUGUUUGUAACAAUGAUACUAUGGCUGAAAAUCUCAAAAGGGAGCUCUUUGGCUUGCCGCCACGUUAUAGGGACUCAGUUCGACAGAUAACACCUGGGUUGCCUCUUUUUCUGUACAACUACUCGACCCAUCAGCUUCACGGAGUUUUUGAGGCUGCAAGCUUUGGUGGGUCAAACAUUGAUCCGUCGGCCUGGGAGGACAAGAAGAACCCUGGUGAAUCUCGCUUUCCUGCUCAGGUUCGUGUUGUGACGAGGAAAGUUUGUGAACCACUUGAGGAGGAUUCAUUCAGGCCAAUUCUUCACCACUACGAUGGCCCUAAGUUCCGCCUUGAGUUAAAUGUUCCAGAGGCCCUUUCUCUUCUGGACAUUUUUGAAGAGAACAAGAACUAAAUGGAUGUUUAUAGUUCUUGUAUUAUAGCAGAGAAUGGAUUAUGAAGGAGAAAAACGUUGAUUAGAGAAGUGAGAGAGAAGGAUAAUAUAGAGGAGUUUGCUUCUAGUAUUAUAUACUGGAGUUUGCAGAGCAGAAAAAAAGUAUCUACUGUAUAUAUGCAACAUAUAUAUGCAGAACAUAUGAUCUGGAAAAACACUUUUUAUGUGGAGACUAAUACUAUAUAUUGUGUAAUCCAGCAGAAAUUGCUGCAUAAUAAAAAAGUGAAAUAUGAGAAACAAGUUAUAUUUAUAUUUAA